UUUGUUACAGAAGUUUCUGGAAACUUUUACGGACGAAAACGAAACUCAGUUUCUGCAACUGUACAGAGCUGACCUCGCACUGUCAAUUGGAAACACAGAUGAAGCACUGAAUAUCUUAGACGGCGUUCCACCAACAAAUCGUUGGUUCUUUGACGCUCGACAAAAGAUGGCUAAUAUUUUCUUGAACCAGAAAAAGGAUAAACGAAAGUUUGUUCACUGUCUGAAGUAA
Molecule: messenger RNA, 229 nt
Organism: Soboliphyme baturini
Lineage: Eukaryota; Metazoa; Nematoda; Enoplea; Dioctophymatida; Soboliphymatidae
Source: the annotation of a GenBank genome assembly